GCGGGCGGUGCGGGUGCGGGUGCGGUGCGGCGGUGCCGGCGGCGGGGCGAUGAGAGCGGCGGUGCGGACGGGGUGGCGGAUCGGGGCCGCCGCCGCUUUGCGGGGCCGGACCGGGCGCCCGCUCAGCCAGGCGGCCGAGGAGGGCGGCGGGGCUGAGGGCGGCGGCGGCGGCUCGGGGUCGCGGGAGGCGGUGGAGCGGCUGGUGCGGGAGCACCCGGUGGUGGUGUUCAUGAAGGGCAGCCCGGCGCAGCCGCUCUGCGGCUUCAGCAACGCCGUGGUGCAGAUCCUGCGGCUGCACGGCGUGGAGGAUUACCGCGCCCACGACGUGCUGCAGGACCCCGACCUCCGCCAAGGAAUAAAAAACUACUCCAACUGGCCUACCAUCCCACAGGUGUACCUCAAUGGUGAAUUUGUUGGUGGCUGUGAUAUACUCCUCCAGAUGCAUCAGAAUGGAGAUCUUGUAGAAGAGCUGAAGAAACUAGGAAUCCGUUCAGCACUUCUGGAUGCAGAAAAAGACCAAGAGAAAAAGUAAAAUGAGAAAAAACAAUAAAAAAUGCUGUGACAGGAAUAAAGCAAAUCUUUGAUAAGAACUUGUUGCCCAUAAAGCCUUACAUACUUUAGGUCGAGGAAGGCAUGUGUUUGAACUGACACUAAGUGAAUGUUUCUUAGCUCAUGGUAAAUGUAGUGAUCUUGGUAUUUUGAUUUAUGUGUAUCGUGAAAAUUCGAGUAUAACCACUGCACUGUAAAGCAAAGGUUUGUGAAAAUUUGUGUUUUAAAAGAGUUCAUUUCUAAAAGCGCUUUUCUUCUUUGAGGUGGGAGUAAACCAAAAGAACUAAUGAUAUUUUUAUGGGUUUUACGUGUGUGAUUCUCUGUUCUUUGAUACAUGAACCUAUACAAACAGCAUUUGCAUUCCCUUGCUUCUAUUGAAAAAAGUAUUAAGUAAUAGUGCAUCUGUUCUUCUGUUCAACUCCUGGUGAUAAGACUUCCCGAGAGCCUGUAAAACCUGUGUAAUAACAUACAGUAUAGGAGAAAACCAGUUUUUCAAUGAUAUAGGAGAAAAAAAGAUUAUAAGAGAGUGCAUGAAAUAUACUUUUAUUCCAAAGGGUAAAAAUAAACAGAACUUGUACAAAUACAUGUAUAGUGGUCAUUAUUACUUUGUAAUUUUCUGAUGGCUUUUAAAACUGCUAGAAUUGUGCCUAAAUAUUUUAUAAAACCUUUUCUACCUCUUGCAAAACAGCUUUUUCCCCUGCUCAUAUACUUUGUGUAUGGCAGUUCUGUGUCUGCUAAAAUGUGGGAAUUGUGUACGGCUUCAGUAUUCUAGCUUGAAAUAGUACAGGAGAAAACUUUAGUUAUUACUGUAAUCUUGUAUUAUUUGCUUAUUAUCUUUUUGUAUUUGUUGUGUUUCCAAGUGUUUUCUCCUGACUGAUGUGCUCAGGAGAACAUAGUCUUCAAACGUGGGAUUUACAGAUUAAAUGUUUGUGUGGGUAAGAUGAGUGCAGCAGAGAGGUUACUGAAUAGAUAAAUAUUUCUUUGUGGAAAGUCUCUGAAGUGUUCAGUACCUACCUAACCACAUUUCUCUAAAUGAAAACAAAUUAUAAUAACCAGUGUAGCUUCAGCUCUAUAGCAAUACUGCUAAGGUUAAAAGCUAACCAAGCUAUUUUUAAAUGCAGUUUAAUUAAUAUAAACCAAGUCUGCAUGUGAAUUAGACAAAUGGUUGGAAAUAAACUGUGUUUUAUGUUGAUUGUC
Messenger RNA from Parus major (Great Tit), 1746 nucleotides. It is a transcript of the gene GLRX5, whose product is annotated as glutaredoxin 5. The transcript has 2 exons. Lineage: Eukaryota; Metazoa; Chordata; Aves; Passeriformes; Paridae. The coding region runs from base 50 to 532 and encodes 160 amino acids. The record is from RefSeq and is a predicted model, not a curated record.